This is a messenger RNA of Salvelinus fontinalis (brook trout), 3176 nucleotides long. RefSeq names its product dipeptidyl peptidase 3-like. The record is from RefSeq and is a predicted model, not a curated record. Gene Ontology annotation, biological process: proteolysis. Gene Ontology annotation, cellular component: cytoplasm. The transcript has 18 exons. Bases 165 to 2456 code for a protein of 763 amino acids. Gene Ontology annotation, molecular function: dipeptidyl-peptidase activity; metalloexopeptidase activity. Lineage: Eukaryota; Metazoa; Chordata; Actinopteri; Salmoniformes; Salmonidae.
ACACGUGAUCAAACUGAGUUUUGGACGUAUUUGAUCAGGUGAUAAUGUAACUUUGAAACGAGCAUCAGUACUGUACAUUGUGUCGGAUCAGUAGUGAUUUGAAAACUUAAUCGGAGCACUGGUACCAAUCGUCCCAUCAAUAAAUAUACCACAAUCACUGCUGGAUGUUUCGUUGUAACGUGAUUCAAGGCUUGCGUAUUUGGAAGAGCUGCAAAUUCUCAGCUGUGAGCGUUGUGUUGAAAAGGAAGCCGCAAGCAUCAAGACUGUUGUUCACCAUGGUGGACUCUCAGUAUUACCUCCCCAAUGACAUUGGGAUCUCUGCGCUGGACUGUACUGAAGCGUUUCGCCUGCUGUCCCCUAGAGAACAGCUCUAUGCGCACUACCUCUCCAGGUCUGCCUGGUACGGAGGACUGGCUGUGCUGCUGCAGACCUCGCCCGAGUCUGCCUCCAUCUUCGUUCUCUUACAGAGGCUCUUCCGCAAGCAGCCACCGGCACAGCUGGGGAAUGUGGCUACUGCAGCUGGACUCAGUCCUGAGGAGUACCAGGCCUUUCUUGUUUAUGCUGCUGGUCUCUAUGCCAACAUGGGAAACUACAAGUCAUUUGGAGACACCAAGUUCAUUCCCAACCUACCCAAGGAGAACCUGAAGGCCCUUGUGUGGCAGAGCCAGGCCUUCCAGGACAGCCCCAGUGAGAUGGAGGCCCUGUGGGACAGCUGCUCCACCCUCCUCUUCUCCCUUGAGGACAAACAGAAACAGCUGGGCUUGGGGGACAAGGGCAUCACCACAUACUUCUCGGGGAACUGUUGUUUGGAGGACGCCGAGUUGGCUCAGAAAUUCUUGGAUUCAAAGAACCUGAGUGCCUACAACACGCGAUUGUUCAAGGGGAAAUCCGAAGGGAAGACCUGCUAUGAGGUGCGCCUUGCGUCUGCUGUGCAGAAGGACUGUGCAGUGGAUGGGGAGGGGGAGACCAUGUGUGGCACAUAUGACUUUGAGGACCGUGUCUUCACGGUUUCCAGGGGAGACUAUGCUUACCUCAUGAAGAAAGUGAGUGAAAAUCUGGAGAAAGCCAAGGACCACGCGGCCAAUGAGAACCAGAAACGAAUGCUGGAGGAAUAUUCGCGGAGUUUCACCUUUGGGUCCGUGGAGGCGCACAAGGAAGGCUCUCGUUUCUGGAUAAAAGAUAAGGGACCCAUUGUGGAGAGUUAUAUUGGCUUUAUCGAGAGCUACAGGGAUCCCUUUGGUUCCAGGGGAGAGUUUGAAGGUUUUGUUGCCGUGGUGAACAAGGCAAUGAGCGAACGCUUUGCUAAGCUGGUGAGCUCAGCCGAAGUGCUGCUGCCAGAGCUGCCAUGGCCAAAAGACUUUGAGAAGGACCGUUUCCUCCUGCCUGACUUCACCUCCCUGGACGUGUUGACGUUCGCUGGCAGCGGCAUUCCAGCUGGCAUUAACAUUCCCAACUAUGACGAUAUCAGACAGUCGGAGGGCUUUAAGAAUGUCUCCCUGGGUAAUGUUCUGGCUGUGGCCUACGCUACCCAGAAGGACAAGCUCACCUUUCUGGAUGAAGAUGACAAGGAUGUGUACAUUAAGUGGAAGGGGCCCUCCUUCGAGGUGCAGGUUGGUCUCCAUGAGCUGCUGGGCCAUGGCAGUGGAAAGCUCUUUGUCCAGGAUGAGAAGGGAACUUUCAACUUCGAGCAAGAUAAUGUCCGCAAUCCUGAGACUGGAGAAAAGAUCACCACCUGGUACAAAGGCAACGAAACAUGGGACAGCAAAUUCUCCACCAUUUCUUGCUCCUAUGAAGAGUGCAGGGCCGAGUGUGUGGGGCUCUACCUCUGUCUCAACAAACACGUGCUCAGUAUCUUUGGCCAUGAGGGCGAGGAUGCAGAGGAGGUGGUGUACGUCAACUGGCUCAACAUGGUGCGAGCUGGCCUGCUGGGACUAGAGUUCUACACCUCUGAGAGCAAGAGCUGGAGACAGGCCCACAUGCAAGCUCGCUUUGUGAUCCUGCGGGUGCUCCUGGAGGCUGGCGAGGGGCUGGUGACCCUGAAGGAGAGCACAGGAAAGGAUGGGAGCCCAGAUGCCCUCAUAACGCUGGACCGCAGCAAGAUCCACACCGUGGGCAAGGGUGCCAUCGAGAGGUUCCUAUGCAAACUACAGGUCAUCAAGUCCACAGCCGAUGUGGAGGGAGGCAGAGCUCUGUAUGAGGGCUACUCGGCCGUGUCCGACGGUGGUUCUCACAACUUCCUGUGCCUGCGGGAGACGGUUCUCCAGCGCAAAGAGGCUCGCAAGAUGUUUGUUCAGGCCAACACAAGGGUCAAAGGUGACAGCGUGGAGCUAGUGGAAUACGAGGGCAGCGCGGCUGGACUGAUCUGCUCCUUCACGGAACGGUUUGCCGACGACGCCGAGGAGGUGGAGGCCCACCUGCUAGAGCUGAACAAGAGGGAUGCCCCCUGCUGGUUCUGAGUGAAGGGUGCAGAUACACAGUCAGAGCAGCGCUAAGACCAGGACAUGCUGCCGUCAUGCCCACGCCCGCUCCUGACUGAGACACGCCUGGCCCGGCCUGCGUGGACCUGUCAUAGGAAUUGAUCUUUCAAUGCACUGUCAAAAUGAAUUUCACAAAUCAGUCGUGUGUGUGGAAUGCCGCAGGUGGUUAUGGCUGUGAUUUAUGAGCCUGGAGACAUUCUUCACCCUCAGAGGCACAGUAUGAAACUACAUUAAGCUCCUAUCGUUAUGCAGUUCUUCAUUCCCCCCCUGACAAUAUCAGGAAGGAUAGGAACAGUGUAAGCAAUGUCAUGCAAAUUUGACAGCUGUAGGAGCUUGGAGUCAGUUUGAAACAAGGCCAGGGUGUAGAAAAGAAAAUUGACUCAAGGGGACCAUACACGGUUCACCAUCAACUAAUUUGUCAAUCAAAUCUAAACCACUAUAACCUUUUUAUGUCGACACAUUUCAAUUUGCUGUUUGUCUUAGAAAAUGGACAAUUUUUCUUUUGAAAGAAGUCCCUCCAAUAAUACUAAUCAUUGGGUAAGUUCUUAGUCCCUUGUGUCCAUGGCACUUGAAGCACUACUGUGACAUGGUCAAAAGCAAUGCAUUUGUGAAAGGGUAGACGGUACUGCAAAUUCUCUUGGUGAGGUUGGUAAGAAACACCCUGUACAAAAAAAUAAAUUGGAUUUUUUUUUCUUUUAA